Messenger RNA from Ornithodoros turicata, 3044 nucleotides. RefSeq names its product serine/threonine-protein phosphatase 6 regulatory ankyrin repeat subunit B-like. Gene Ontology annotation, molecular function: protein binding. The transcript has 2 exons. Bases 269 to 1411 code for a protein of 380 amino acids. Lineage: Eukaryota; Metazoa; Arthropoda; Arachnida; Ixodida; Argasidae. The record is from RefSeq and is a predicted model, not a curated record.
GCGCACAGCAUUUCUCGUGGAGCUUCACUGCUGCCGCCGAAUUGGACGCUCGUCGUGGAUAUAGUGAAAUUGGCGCUGGUCCAAAGGGGCAAGUGUUGCACUAGUGUGUUGUAACAGUUUUCAAAGGCACACCUCGACAUGAAAAAGAGGUCAGUUCCCAAGAGCAGCCCCGCAAGAAAGGAUCAUCGCAACUAUCAAACUACGGCCACAUCCUGAUCUGCCAGCGUCACUCCGUGACACCAGCCGAUAGCACCUUCCACACUGCACAAUGGCAGCGGAUGAAAGUGGUUGGAAACCGCUGCACAGAUGUGCGUACAUGAACGACAUCAAAUCUGUCGAGCAACUACUGCAAAAGGACCCGUCGUUGGCCAAACAAGGGGACGACAACGAAUUAACGCCGUUAGCUAUUGCGGCGUACAAUGGUCACAUGGAGAUUAUGGAAAUGCUGCUGCCCCAUUCAGAUGUCAACGCCAAAGACUCGAACUAUCGAACUGCGCUGCAUUGGGCGGCAUUUAUGGACAAACCUCAAGCAGUCGAAAGGCUACUCAGGGUAGAAAACAUCGACGUCAACAUCCAAGCAAAGAACGGUUUGACAGCAUUGCACAUGGGAGUUGCCAGUAAUGCUAAGGAGGUCGUAGAGUUGCUCAUCAAGAAAGAAGGUAUCAAGUUGGACAUUGGCGACGAAAAUAAGCUGACACCCCUGCACUGGGGAGGGAUUCGUGGGUUCACGGAGGUUGUCGGCCUACUUAAGGAUGCAGAUCAGAAUGCACCGGACAAAAUAGGGAAGACUCCGCUACAGUGGGCUGCCACAAACGGACACACUGAGGUCAUAAAGAAAAUGAAAGAAGUUGAGAGCACCAACGUGGAUGCCCUGGACGAAAAGAAUCGCACGGCGUUGUACUGGGCAGCGUACAAUGGAAACACGGAGUCCGUGAAAGCGCUUCUCGAAGCUGGUGCAGACAUAAACGCUCGAGACCAAAAAGGUUUAACAGCCUUGCACGUAGCCGCGACGAAUGAACACAAGGCUAUUGUGGAGUUACUCAUAGAGCAUAAAGUCGACGUGAAUGUUCAGGAUGACUUCAAGAGGAUAGCUCUCCAUUGGUGCUCCUAUAUGGCUUACCCAGACAUCGUGAAGUCACUUCUCGAUGCGGGAUCUGACGUUAACGUUCAAGACAAAGAUGGCUACACACCGCUGCACUGGGCGACUAUGGCUGGCGACGGAGCGAUUGUUCAGUUUCUCCUUGACAAGAACUCCAACGUCGACCUGAAGGACAACCGAAAUCGUACGGCGAGGGAUCUAGCAUUUUCGCUGGAUUACAAGAGUAUAGUCGAUUCCAUCGACAAUUACGGAGCUAGUACUUCCGGUGCUGCUGGAGGAUCCACUGGCGAUGACGAAAUUGAGAUUGAUUGAAGAAAUGUUCGAGCAGCUUCCUGGUGCUGAACUGUGCCUUAGGUUUGACGCCAUCGUACCAUAUCUACCCCUCAAGAACACCCGCGGAACUCAGGACUUCCUCAAGGUGUCAUCACGUCCCCAUCCGCGAUGGGAUGUCUGGAGGAGGGCCACAGAGUGUCGUCAUUAGAUAGCUUCCAGUGAUGGUCAGUUGCGUACAUCCUGCGGUUGUCUGCCGGGGGACGAGCAUAGGGGGACAAAAUUAUUUUAAUACUGCGUUGUGCAUUGUGAUACGUACAUACAAUAACCACGUUCCCGGUUUGCUUCUCAUAAGAAGGAGUGUUUACGCAUAACGUCUGUUAACGCAUUACGCACAGCUGUCUUUGAGUGUAUGGCUUUGUAUAAACAAAUUAAGACCUAACCUUGAUAAGUCUUGCUACAUUAUUUUCCACCCUAAACAAAGAGUGCUAGACACAAGUAACUUAGAAUUACGUUUCAGGGAUAUCGAACUUAAAAAUGCUGAAAAUAUAAAGUUUCUCGGGCUGCACAUCGACUCUCACUUGUCAUGGCGAUUUCAUAUUGAGCAUGUCAGAAAGAAAGUCACAAGUGGAUUAUAUGCGUUAUCACGGCUAAAAUUCAUCCUGCCAAUACGGAGCCUACUAAUGAUUUAUUAUUCCUUAUUUCAUAGCCACAUCUCAUAUGCAGUAGAAGUUUACGGGUUGACAUAUGAAUCCCACUCCGUGAUCUGUAUGUUUUGCAGAAAAGAGCGCUACGUAUAAUGCUACAAAUACCACUCCAUGACACUGUUACAUUUGCAUUUUCCUUGUUGCACAUUUGGCCGUUUUUUGUGCUUAUCAAGUAUAAGUGCUUGAUACUCUUGUAUAAAAUAAUCAAUAAUCUUGUGAAUUCCUGUUCAACAACUCCUCAUUUUAGCACAAGUGUUUACGACCGUCGAGCUGAUGAUUUUAUGUUGGGUUUGCCAUAUCCUCGUACUGACUUUGGGAUGUUUUCGUUUUGCUAUUUUUCCGGUAAGAACUGGAACAGUCUUCCUGUUGUUAUCCGCAAUUUUCCCUGCGCUUUAUGCCUUUAAAAAGAGACUCUCGUUUUUUUGUUUUUUUUUUCAGUGAUCACUGUGCCUAAGCUGAAGUAUCUUGUUGUUGUUACGAUACUGCCCCCUACUCUAACUUAAUCUCUUACGUUGCUUUUUAUAUACAUUGGCUGCAUGUAUAUGAUAUUGCAUAUUCUUUUUCUGUAGUAUUCAUGUAUGCAGAACCACAUCACAGGCUUGCCUAGUGGUACUGUUAAUUACAUAGUUUUUGUAUAAAUGAUGACAGAAAGAAAAAAUGAAGUCUGAAGUCUGUUCUGCUCGGACAUACAUUCUCACAUGGACCGUCCCUACUGGAAAAUCCUAUAUGUAGAUCCUCACAUGAUGUUAUUGGAUAUAGGACCUAUAAGUGGUGUACCAAGUGGUGUAGGUUUUAUAGGAGCAAUAUAGGUAUUAUAGGAGAUGUAGGACCUGAGUCUCCUAUAUGAUCUGUACACUGUGUGCAUGGGGACACGGUAUGAAAUUUGGCUGUUGCGAUACAUGCAUACACAUGCAAUGAACAAAAAUAAUAAGAGAGGAGUACAAUAAAAUACCGUCUACUUCCCUUUA